AUGCGCGCCCAUGGUAAUGUGCCUGGCGGGAGCUUCCUGAACGAGCCUAAUGGAGCCCCUCCACGUGGGGGAAGCAGAACUGUGCUAAUCCUUGACGGCACGGAAUUUGCUGAUAGACCCUCUAGAAGGAAGUUGAAGUUGUUUAACCCAUUCGUUGACAGCUACAGCUCCCAUGCAGAUUUGACAGAAGACAAUAAUUUUUACGGCAUCCAGCUGUAUGACUCUGAUUUUGAUGUAGAAAAUAGUGAAACGGAAAAUGACUCAACGAGCAAAUCCACUUUAAGCUCCCCCUCAAAAGAAGAACCCCCAGAUGGUCCCUACAAUAUGGGAUCCAUGUUACAAACUACUCUCCCUUCAUUGGGGGAGGGGCAAUUUGCUAUAAGAGAUGAAAAGGGCAGUCAUAAAAAUAUAUCAAGUGAAGACCCAACUGAAGAUGAUUCGGACGCGACUGUGUUAAGGGGGUGUAUAAAGAACGAAGCUUCGUUGGAAGGGGUAACAAUCGUGGUAGUCCUCAGAAUGGUUGUGAAGGAACAAGUGCAGAUGCUGCUGUAG
Molecule: messenger RNA, 552 nt
Organism: Plasmodium fragile
Lineage: Eukaryota; Apicomplexa; Aconoidasida; Haemosporida; Plasmodiidae
Exons: 4
Coding region: 1-552 (183 amino acids)
Source: RefSeq, a predicted model, not a curated record